Molecule: messenger RNA, 4817 nt
Organism: Baudoinia panamericana UAMH 10762
Lineage: Eukaryota; Fungi; Ascomycota; Dothideomycetes; Mycosphaerellales; Teratosphaeriaceae
Exons: 3
Coding region: 227-4438 (1403 amino acids)
Biological process (GO): chromatin remodeling
Cellular component (GO): nucleus
Molecular function (GO): histone H3K9 demethylase activity; histone H3K36 demethylase activity
Source: RefSeq, a predicted model, not a curated record
UCGUGUCAGUGUGCAUCGUCAAUCCCGGAAUAGCACCAGCAUGCUUUCCGUCACUGCUACCAUACACCCUCGGUACAUCCUCACGAACUAGGACCACCACCGCGCGGUAAAUUGAGGCCUAUUCUCGGUGCUCAGGCGCAGGCACGCCUGCAGCUUGCCGCACCGUGACUCGAACACAUCAAAGGCGCCAUUCGUGUGCCAGCAAACCCCACGCACACCUUCAGCCAUGGCUGCCAAUGCUGGCACGCCGCCUGAAGGGCCGAUGGACCCUACUAUGGUACCCAUAACGUCUCCUGAUUCGAUGCGGGACGUCAAAACCAGCAGCGAGCCCGCCGCUUCAAAGCCGCAACAGCCGACCAGUGCCCUCACUCCUCCCACCAGUGAAGAGAUGGAUCAUGAGGAACACAAGAAGACGCAUGAAGAAAGUGACCUAAGCGACCUGGAUUUGGAUGACGAUGAGGAAGACAUCGAGCCGGACCAUUACUGGGAUGGCGGAAAGAUUCCCGUCUUCAAGCCUACGUUGGAGCAGUUCAAGAGCUUCCCCAAGUUCAUUGAAAAGAUCGACAAGUACGGCAUGAAGAGUGGGAUCGUCAAAGUCAUACCACCGAAGGAGUGGCGCGACUCAUUGCCGGCGCUGGACGAAUAUGUCAAGCGCAUCAGGAUCAAGAAUCCAAUCACCCAGGAGUUUAACGGGACGUUCGGCACCUACACGCAACAAAAUGUCGAGAAGCAGCGCUCGUAUAAUCUACCGGAGUGGAAGGCUUUGACAGAAGAGACACAGCAUCAGCCACCAGCCAAGCGGGGUGAGCGAAGACGCAACCAGGAGAAGGUAGUCCGUGGUGGCGGCCAUCUACGUGGUCGUGGUGCUGCGGCUGCUGAGACGUCGAAAGAACAAGACGACAGCCCACGCGCAAAGAAGAAACCAGGCCGUCCAAGUCGUAGAACAACGCAGAAACCCGCCGCCAACGAUGAGGAUACACCUGCAUGUGCUGCGACGCCACCAGCCAAGGCGAAGCCGGGACGGAAACCGAAAGGUGCUGCCCAAGGAAAGCCUGGUCAAGCGAAGUCGGUCACGUCACGUCGUUUGAACAACACUGCCGAAUCCGUGGACUACGUUGAUGAGGAGGCAUUCAAGAACUUCGACUACCACCUUGACGACGUUGACGAGUAUACGCCAGAGAGAUGCGCCGAGCUCGAGACACAUUACUGGAAGUCACUUGCCUUCAAUCAGCCCAUGUACGCCGCUGAUAUGCCCGGGUCGCUUUUUGACGAUACCGUCGCCAGCUGGAACGUCGCGAAGCUCGAGAAUCUGCUCGAUGUACUGGGUACCAAGGUGCCCGGCGUGAACACAGCUUAUCUCUACAUGGGCAUGUGGAAGGCUACCUUCGCCUGGCAUCUCGAAGAUGUGGACCUUUAUAGCAUCAACUACAUCCACUUUGGCGCCCCGAAACAGUGGUACAGCAUUUCGCAAGAAGAUGCUCGUAAGUUUGAGGCAGCCAUGCGGCAAAUAUGGCCCAUGGACAGCAAGACUUGCGACCAGUUUUUGCGACACAAGACGUACCUCAUUUCUCCGGACGUACUGCUGAAGCAGUAUGGCGUCAAAGUCAAUAAACUAGUACACUAUGAAGGCGAGUUUGUCAUAACGUACCCGUAUGGCUACCACUCUGGCUUCAAUCUAGGCUAUAACUGCGCCGAAUCCGUCAAUUUCGCCACCGAGUCUUGGCUCGAGUUCGGCAGGAUUGCGCGGAAAUGCAACUGUGAGGCGGACAAUGUCUGGGUUGAUGUCUCGGAGAUUGAGCGCAAGCUGCGUGGCGAGCCGACACCGGAGUAUUACGAAGAGACCGAUGACGAUACGGAAGACGAGGAUGGCAAUCUGCCAACUCCUCCCGCAAGCGUCAAGGGCAAGGCGCCACGCAGCCGCAAGCGCAAGCGAGACAUGAAGGAGGAGAAGCCGAAGAAAAAGAAGAAGAUUCGCAUCAGGAUCCGUGCGCCGACUCGAGAGCCUUGUGUCAUGUGUCCGAACGACAAUCCGUGGGAGCCGUUGCUGCCGACUGAUACCGGUAAGAAAGCGCAUCGUGCCUGCGCACUCUACACGCCUGAGACAUGGAUCGAGAGGGACGAAGCUGGUGAAGAGAAGGUCUAUGGCGUUGCUGGGAUCGACCGCGCGAGGCUGGAACUCAAGUGCAACUUCUGCCGCUCCAAGCGUGGCGCGUGCUUCCAAUGCUCGUCGAAGAAGUGCACCCGCGCCUUCCACGCUACUUGCGCUGCGGCUGCCGGCGUGCUGGUUGAUGCAGGCAUGGUGCCCACAUUCGGUGAAGACGGCACGGAAUACUUUGAGGAAGGCUACGACUUCCGGUGCAAGUACCACAGGCCGCGCAUGGAGAAGAGUAUCACCGUGGAGAAGAUCGAGGCGAACAGCAAGCGCGUUGAGAAGUAUGGUCGCGAGCUCAAGUUCAACGAUGUGGUGCAGGCGCAGUACAUUGGUGCUGAAGUCUUUGCUGGUUUGGUUGUGGAGAAUCGGCCAAGCGAGCUGAGUGUGGUCGUGGAUGUGUUGCCGGAAGGUGACCGCGUGGAGGUGGAGUACAAGUGGCUCAGUCUUCUUCACCCGGACGAUUCGCAAAGACCCAAGCCUUCGGCAAUCGCUAUUCCCAUGCCGCAGGGGAUGAACAAGAAGGCCGUCUCCGUCAAUAACCGGCAAGACGGCGUACCUACUCAAGGCGAGGCCUUUCACGAGAACCCUGAGUAUAAGUGGCACGACUUCUACAAUAUGCAUAUGCCACCGCCGGAUUACACGUCCAAGCUGCUGCAGACGAUAGGCAAGCUUGAGGUUAAGAUUGACGCUUCUGAUACGCUCUACUACUACCUCCCCAAAGCAUCUACGGAGUCGAAGUGUUUCUUCACGGAUAAUGCUGGCAGCAAAGUCGCGGCGCCGAAGGGUAACUUCCUUGACCGCGUGAGCAAACCUGCCCAUCAUUAUGUCGCUCAGCGUCAACAGCAGCUCGUGGCAGCUCAGCAGCCAAAGCCUUUACUUCACGCUCGGCCGCAGCCUGCAUACCAAGCACCGCAGACCGGGCCGACUUCCAUCGGCAAUCCUGCCAAUCGCAGCGACAGGCCUUACGCGUACCAGCCGAAGGAGCCUACGCGGCCGAACGUCUUGUGGGGCGUCGAUCAGAAGGCACUUGAGACUCAGCGCUCUUUCCUCGCUGACGCCGAGCGUCGCUCCUCGCAGCAGCAAUAUAGCCUACCCCAGCCGAAACCACAACACAACUAUCAAGGCAGCGAUCCGGUGCGCAAUGCGCCUCUGAGGCCAUUCGCGCGAGAACUUUAUUACUCCACCGCCACGCUGCCCGCCGCAUAUCCUGGUGAGUACUCCGGCUUUACCCAGGUUGUCCGCCGGCAGAGUAACGGUGCAUUAGGGGCGCCGCGGCCUGGCUCAGAGACGGCCGACUUCACCCCAAGCUACCAACCUGUGAGCGCGCAACGAAAGGAGAUCAAGCGCGGCGCGCCUACUGUCCCGGCGAUGGGGGGGUCUAUGCCACCGAAUUCGUACUCAGGCAGCAGUAGCUCCCGGCCGUCGUCAAGCGCGCAAAGUGGACAGUCUCCGGCUGGCGCACCGCUUACGCCUGCAACCACAGUUAGCUCCGCCGUCACGAAGACUUCGGAGACGACGCCGCCGGGCUACCUUGACAACCUGCAGAAGUAUCCAUAUCUGAAGAACAGCUUUUUGAGGAGAACGGCUUACAUCUCGCCAUACGCGACUGAUGAUGGUUUCUCAGAGAGCUACCAGCCACUCACAUUGGACCAGCAACCUGCGGAAGAACAGGGCUUGCAUACACCAACGCCAUGCACUACCGCUUUCGGCUUUGACAACGGUGGCAGACCGGUUAGCCACCAGUGGACUCCGCCGUCUCAAUUAUGGCAUACCACUAGCAACAGCGAACAGCCGCAGUCACCGCCGCGGCAGUUACAAACUUUGCCAGCACCACAAUACAUGCAUCAACCGCAACCGCGCCAAUUUCCGCAGCCGACUUACCAAACGCCUUUGGAGUUCCGUCAGUCGUUCUCAAGCCUGCCGUCCGCAGCUUCACGUGACGGCGCGCAGGCUCGCAUGCUGAGGGACCAGGGCUUUGGCUACUCCCCAUACGCUUCGACCAACUACGCUCCUCGACAGCCGCGGGGAAGUCAGUACGACACGGCCAGAAUGUGGGACAGUCCCAAGGCUCCCACCCCCAGUCCGCUAAGCGAUCAGCAUGGCACUCCCGGAGUGUACAACAACAGCCAUACGCCAACACAUAACAGCGGCUGGGGUCCAGCAGGCCCGCCGGCACCAAUUCUGGGCGGCAUACCGAUGCAGCAGCAGGGUUCAAACGGGAGCGUCGGACACGGCCCGACACUGCCGCAAAUGGCGGGAGGCAGUGAGACCUGGCGGUACAACUAGCAGUUGUAUCCUGUGGAUCCGCGUCUUCUGCAGCUCAGGGGACUUCGGGGCCCGUAUCCGCCCUAUUAUUGAUCGGGAUUCCUCAACGGGGAAAGAGAGAAGAGUUCCCGAAGCGCGAGGCUAUUGGUUCAUUCGGCGAAGUUGCGGGUUUUGCGACUUGUGCCAUGGCUAUGAUAACGACUCAUGGCUUGCUGGCUUUGCUUCAGUACGACAGUGAUGUAGAAAAUGGCGUUGGCGGGACGGUUGUAUCGCUGUAUCAUAUCAAAUGGUGCCUGCCGUUCGCUCCACUUGUGAGCUCUGAGUAUUAAUCGAAUACUCUCCGCUGUAUUUAAGAGAGGUCAAACGCAUAAGAAUGAUAAUACACAAUCUUUUCCGUGAG